Messenger RNA from Ananas comosus (pineapple), 3811 nucleotides. Its product is annotated as serine/threonine-protein kinase EDR1-like. NCBI's taxonomy places the organism in Eukaryota, Viridiplantae, Streptophyta, Magnoliopsida, Poales, Bromeliaceae. The coding region runs from base 126 to 3455 and encodes 1109 amino acids. Gene Ontology annotation, molecular function: protein kinase activity; protein binding; ATP binding. Gene Ontology annotation, biological process: signal transduction; protein phosphorylation. The record is from RefSeq and is a predicted model, not a curated record. The transcript has 9 exons. Gene Ontology annotation, cellular component: cytoplasm.
UUUCCUUCUCCAUCGUAUUCCUAAAAGUUCAAAAAAAAAGGAAAAGAAAAAGAAAAACUAGAACCCCACGCGGAGCUUCUUCUCCGAGGACAAAACCCUAGCGGAGCGGCCCUACCCUCUCCGCCAUGGCCGCCGCCGCCGCCUCCUCAGGCGCCGGCGACGGCGGCGCCGAGGAGGGAGGCGGGGAGCGCGUGAAGCUGCUCUGCUGCCUCGGGGGGCGCAUCCUGCCCCGGCCCAGCGACGGCGCGCUCCGGUGCGUCGGCGGCGACACCCGCAUCGUCUCCGUCCUCCGCUCCGCGCCGCUCCCCGUCGUCCUCGCCAAGAUCGCCGACGCCUACGCCCCGCUCCCCGCCCCGCUCGCCAUGCGGUACCAGCUCCCCGACGAGGACCUCGACGCCCUCAUCUCCGUCUCCACCCCGGAGGAUCUCGAGAACAUGAUGGAGGAGUACGACAAGCUCGCCGCCGCCGCAUCCGGUCCCUCCCCCAAGCUCCGCGUCUUCCUCUUCCCCCUCCUCUACGACCCCGAUCCCGAUCCCGAUCCCGACCCCGAUCCCGAUCCCGAUCCCCACGGCGCCGAGCAGCGCUACCUCGACGCCGUCAACGGCAUCCGGAGGCGCGAGAGCGCCGCGAGCCUCUCGUCGUCGAUCCCCAACUCCGACGGCCCCCCGGCGCCCUCCACGAUCGACGGCCCCGCCGGCGGCGACGCCGGUGCGUCCCCCUCCAUCCUCUCCCCCGCCUCGAACGACACCUCGCAAUCGAUCUUCGGAGCGCCAGCGCCGCCGCCCUCCUCCUCUCUACCCGACAUCUCCGCGAUGAUCGGCUGCGGCGGCGGCGGCGGCGGCGGCUACGCCCACAUUGCGAACCCUAGUAGCUCCGAAUUGCACCAUUCCCAUAUUGUGAGCUUCCAAUCUGUGGGAAUUGCCAAUGUGCCUGGUGCGUCCCUGCCAAUCCCCACAAACCCCCAGAUUCCGCCCGCCGGAACCAGAGUGAAUCCCCUCUCCGAGGAAAACCCUAGCGAGGCGGCGGCGGCGGCGGCGGCGAAAGUGGUCGCUCAGCCUCCUGCGGAGACGAAGUACAGGCAGCCUCUCUCCCAGCUCCCGCCUUUGCCCCCUUCCUUGUUGAAUCCCCUAUAUGUCUGCGGUGUGAGAUUCGAGGAUUGCAACCUGUGCCUCAAGGCUUUGCCGCACGCGCAUUCCGACACCCUGAUCAAUGAUUACGCCGACCGGCGCACUGGCCCCGCGAGUGUUGCUCCGGAGCCGAGCCCGGUGUUCCACAGCCUCCGCCCUGAGGACGUGGCGAGGAUGAUGGCCCCUGAGAGACUAGUUACGCCCGCCGGAGCCGCCUUAGAUAGUAAUAGUAAAAUGGAGCCGCAUGGCGGAAAAGCGGGAGUAUUUUUUCCGCAAGGCGGAUUCUUUGCUCAAAAUGCGGAAAAUCCUCCGCCUGGUCCUACGGGUUUGCCCGCCAACUCACAAGGUACGAAUGCAGCUUUCGUCGAUCCUAUUGAUACUCCGCAGCAGGUGCUACUGAAUUUUGCACCACCUCACGUUCCGGUUAAGCAGCCUAUGGCUGAGAAAAAUAUGUUUCUUGCAGAUGGUAAUCCAAGUGGAAAUGGAAAUGAACCGCAGAAGCCCAGUGUAUUGCCUAAUAUUGAUAUUGGUGUCCCAAAUGAUCUAGGAACCGAGCAAUCACAGCCGAGAGUAGAGAAUAGUUAUGCGGCGAGACUUGAUGUUAGGGGGAAUGAGAUGCAUCACAGUAAUCCCUUCUUUAAUGUCGUUCCCGAGCAGAAACCGGAUAUGCUGAUUGAGCCAUUGAUUUCGCUCUCUCCGGUCACUACCCACUUGCAAAAUCUGCAACCUGUCAAUGCAAGCCACUUGCCGCACAUCAUAGGUAACAACGGACUUUACCAUUAUUACUACGAAACAGGAGCAGGAGCUGCUGGAAUCCCCAUGUCCAAUUAUGGUAUUGGCAUGGCCUAUGCUAGUAAUAACAUGAACACUAUAAGGGAGUGGAAAGAUGUGGCUCCUCAAAUCCACCAUGAGCAAGUUCUAAGUGAGAUAGCUGCCCCUCUUGGCGGUAAUGCUCAAUCAUCUUCGGCAACCGCUACUGCUGACAGUGGGAAUGUGGAACAACCUAAGGAGUCUUUAUUGCCUGACUCGCUUUUCCCCAGUGAGGAUCCUUGGAAAGUAUUAGAAAACACUCAUGCACUGCCACCUAAACCUAGGAAGGUGGCCGUCAAAGAGUCUGCAGGAACAAAGGAUGCAACUGUGCCAUCAAAUGAAGGUGAUUUUCACAAUAUAAAUAAUGUUUUGAGCAAGGAACCAUUUACGGAGCCCAUUCGACACAUCAGAGGAGAAGAGCAAGUUAAGCAAGAUAUGCAGGCCAUUGAACAAGGUUUAAUGGCAUCUGUUCUGCAGUUAUCUGAACCUCCACAGCCUGUUUCUGCUGCCCGCGAAGCAAAGGACUCUGUUGCUUUCUGCUAUGAAGGAAGUGGAGCUACCAAAAAUAAUUUAGAAAGAGAGAACAAGGGUGCUGAGGUCAUAAAUAGCUUACUGCCAGAGAAGAUUAAAAUUGCUAUUCCAAUAACAGAGGACAUUGGACGUCUUCAGAUAAUAAAGAACAGUGACAUCGAACAGUUGCAAGAACUGGGUUCUGGAACUUUUGGUACUGUGUUCCAUGGAAAAUGGAGGGGUUCUGAUGUUGCUAUAAAGAGAGUUAAUAACAGGUGCUUUGCUGGGAAGCCAUCAGAGCAGGAACGAAUGAUAUCUGAUUUUUGGAAUGAAGCCAGCAAACUUGCCGAUUUGCACCACCCAAAUGUUGUGGCAUUCUAUGGUGUUGUGCUGGAUGGACCUGGGGGAGACAUUGCUACGGUAACAGAAUACAUGGUUAAUGGUUCUCUUCGGCAUGCUUUACAGAAGACUGACAAGACACUUGAUCGACGUAAACGCUUAAUUAUUGCUAUGGAUGCCGCCUUUGGAAUGGAAUACUUGCAUAGCAAAAACAUUGUACACUUCGACUUGAAAAGUGAUAAUUUGCUCGUGAAUUUAAGGGACCCUCAGCGUCCAAUAUGCAAGGUUGGCGAUCUCGGUCUUUCAAGAGUGAAAUGCCAAACACUCAUCUCAGGCGGUGUUCGAGGAACUCUACCUUGGAUGGCUCCGGAGCUGCUUAAUGGCAGCAGCAAUCUUGUAUCCGAGAAGGUCGAUGUGUUCUCAUUUGGUAUUGUGCUGUGGGAGCUCCUAACCGGAGAAGAGCCAUACGCCGACUUACAUUAUGGGGUUAUUAUAGGUGGGAUUGUGAGCAACAAACUGCGUCCGCAAGUGCCUGAAUAUUGUGACCCGGAGUGGAGAUCGUUAAUGGAGCAAUGCUGGUCCACCGAGCCGUCAGAGAGGCCGAGCUUCACAGAGAUUGCUAGCAGGUUGCGUUCCAUGGCAGCUUCUCCUCAAAAAGGACAAUCGUAAAUCCAGCUUAGCCUUCUCACAGAGAGCCUCUCGUUACCAAAGGAAUCGUGUUCAUAGUUUUUUUUUUUGUUAAUAUUACUGUCAAUUGUUUCAUAUCUUUCGACUGUGGUUCGCUACCCAUGAACUGAAGUAUUAUCGCUGAGGGUGUGUUUCGUUUCAUUCAUUUGUUUAAACUGUCUGUGAAGGCCUAAUAAAGUAGUCGUGUAGUUUUCAGUAUCGAAGUGUCUAGUUUGGUUUGAUCUGGAGUCUGUUGAGUUUUCCUGGUGUAUUUGAAGAUACUUUCAGUUUUGACAUCGAUGAAUCUUGUGUAAAUCCAACUUUUUUGUUAUCGCAAGCUUUUGGAACUCUUGAGGCCA